AUGUCUGACGAGCCUACGAUCCUUCGCCCGCGUCCGCGACGUGUGUUCGAUCUCACGCCUGAAGAGCCCUCUACCCCAGUCGAACCCGCCAACCCAGACCUGCUCGUCCCUAAAGAUGCCGGCUCUACCAGCGUCAGCCGCAAUGCUUCGAUCAUGAACUUGACCUCGUCGACGCUGUACGGUAUUUACUCUCCUACUGCAUUCGACAGUUCUCGUGACGACUCGAGUCCCUGGGGCACGGAAGCCCAUACGCCUCAAUCAGGAAGCCCGAGGAUCCAGUCUGAAGCUCCAGCACCAGGCAAACUUCGGCGGACACGAUCACGGCUUAGCCACGGCCUGUUUCGAGGCGUCAUCCUUCCGCAAGCGCUGAAGAGCGCUUUCCUCUUGGGCUUUGGUGUUGUUUAUGGAGUCAUUACAAUUCACCUGCAUGAAAACCAUUGGAUUACCCCGGUGAAGUUGGAGAAUACACAUUACUACGGAUCAUGGCAGUAUCUUGCUUUCUGGGGUGUGGCCGGCGCCGUUUUGGGCAAUAUUCUUCCUUGGUUCGACCAGUUCUCAGAUGAAAUUAUUGGCAGCCCUAAGCAGGCAAAAGGGUCAAGCGACCCCGAGACUGCAGACCGUACUCUCUCAUGGGUUUCAGUGGUUCGCAGCGUUGGCGCGUUUGUGGGAAUUGCAUUUGCCAUGCGCCGACUUCCCUGGGAAUCUACAACUCAAGCGUCACUUACCCUCGCGCUCGUGAACCCCGUACUCUGGUACCUCAUCGACCGCACACGGACCGGCUUCGUCUUAUCGACCGUUGUUGGAUUGGCCGGCAUGGGAAUAAUAUUGGGACUCAAGCCUGACUUAAUUCCGUCUGCAGAGACUUCGGCUUUUGCAGCAAGCAAAUUCGAUGUCACCGGUUGGGGAUAUGGGCUGGCUGUUGAGAUGUCACAGGAAAGCAUAGCAGUAAGGACUUGGGUUGCCAGCGUUCUUUUCUGCGCAUGUGUAUGCUUUGGAAACAUUGGCCGGCAGCUUGCCAUUGGAGUCCAGCGCGAGUCGCUCAAGUGA
Aspergillus niger is the source of this 1047-nucleotide messenger RNA. RefSeq lists its product as uncharacterized. Gene Ontology annotation, biological process: sterol biosynthetic process. The transcript has 2 exons. Bases 1 to 1047 code for a protein of 348 amino acids. NCBI's taxonomy places the organism in Eukaryota, Fungi, Ascomycota, Eurotiomycetes, Eurotiales, Aspergillaceae. Gene Ontology annotation, cellular component: endoplasmic reticulum. The record is from RefSeq and is a predicted model, not a curated record.